AUGUCAAUGUUGAUUAAGGAUGUUCUAAAUUAUUCACGUCUCUCCAAAAAAGAAGCAAAAUUUGAAGAUACGGAUCUGCGGAAAAUUUUUGAUAAUGUGAAGUCCGAUGUGGAGUUGCGUAUUGAGGAGAAACAGGCAAAAAUUACAUCUGACGUACUUCCCACAAUAAGCGCCAUUCCCCAACAAAUGCACCAGUUGUUUUACAAUCUAAUAAAUAACGCUCUGAAAUUUUCGAGGGAUAAGCCUGAAAUUAAA
Molecule: messenger RNA, 255 nt
Organism: Ostertagia ostertagi
Lineage: Eukaryota; Metazoa; Nematoda; Chromadorea; Rhabditida; Trichostrongylidae
Source: the annotation of a GenBank genome assembly